GAGCUCAGCAACAUGGCAGCACAGAGCACUCUCAGCGACUGACUUCUACUGCGGGGAGUAGUUUAGCACAGCGGGGAACGUGAACGCACCACGACCGCAGAGAACCCGGUGUGUUUAGUACAGUUCAGGUUUUGCAUGCUGUGCUGUGAGCCUGUCAGCGGUUCUCUGAUCCCCGGUUUGCCGUCAGUAGGGGCGCUGGACGUUUCCUCCCUGCUCUUCCACGAUGGCCAGCGAAGAGGACGACCCCAUUAUACAGGAGAUCGACGUGUACCUCGCCAAAAGUCUGGUGGAUAAGCUGUACCUGUUCCAGUAUCCCGUCCGUCCUGCCACCAUGAGCUACGACGACUUCGCUCAUUUAUCUGCCAGAAUUAAACCCAAGCAGCAGAAGGUCGACCUCGAGGUGGCCAUCGACACCACGAGUCCCAACUACUGUCGCAGUAAAGGCGAGCAGAUCGCCCUGAACGUGGACGGCACGACUUUGGAGGACUCCAGCACUUACUCUGUUAAAAUGAUGGACAAGCAAACGUUCUCGUCCAUACAGGCGACUACCAACACCAGUCGCUACGCCGCCGCGGUGUUCCAUAAAGGAGAGCUUCAUCUCACGCCCCUACAGGGGAUCCUUCAGAUGAGACCCAGCUUCUCUUAUCUGGAUAAAGCUGACGUGAAACAUAAAGAGAGGGAGGCGGCUAACGAAGCUGGAGACUCGUCUCAGGAUGAAGCAGAAGACGACGUGAAGCAGAUCACCGUUCGGUUUUCCAGACCGGAGUCCGAACAGGCUCGUCAGCGCCGGAUCCAGUCCUACGAGUUCCUGCAGAAGAAACAGGCAGAAGAACCCUGGGUCCAUUUACAUUACCACGGUCUAAAGGACGGCCGAUCAGAACAUGAACGUCAGUAUCUGUACUGCCAAGCCAUGGAUUCUCACGAGAACACGGAGCUGGUGAAAACACCCAGUGAGUAUCUCGCCAUGCUUAUGCCUCCACUCGCAGAGGAAAAGACAACGAGGCCGGUGGGCCCCAGUAACGUUCUCUCCAUGGCUCAGUUAAGAACGCUGCCGCUGGGUGAUCAGGUGAAGACCCUGAUGAAGAACGUUAAGGUGAUGCCAUACGCCAAUCUGAUGGGGCUGCUGGCAUCGGGCACUGACUCCACCGCAGUACUGCGCUGCAUCCAGCAGGUGGCGAUGCUCGUUCAGGGGAACUGGGUGGUCAAGAGUGAUGUUUUGUAUCCCAAGUCCACCUGCAGUCCCCACAGUGGUGUUCCUGCAGAAGUGCUGUGUAGAGGCCGUGACUUUGUGAUGUGGAGGUUCACACAUGAGCGCUCACUGAUGAGAAAAGAAGUUACAGCCGUUAUAAAGUUGCCCCCCGAGGACGUGAAGGACUUCCUGGAGCAAAUGGCCGUACCCCGAGCGAACCGAGGCUGGGAUUUCCUGCUGCCCACCGACCACGACUUCAUCAAGAAGCACCCGGACGUGGCUCAGAGACAACACAUGCUGUGGCUGGGCAUCCAGAACAAGUUGGAAAAGGUGUUUAACUUCUCGAAGGAGGACUUCCUGCAGAAGAAAUCAUCUCGCAGCGAACCCGUUCACGUCAGCGGUGAGCAGCGUCUGAAGACGGCCCGAGAGAACGCCCAGACUCACCACACCACCCUGCAGAGGGACCUGGAUGCCCGGAGGUUAAAGGCGUCGUCCUCCGCCCCACCCAGCGCCGAGGUGCGAAUCAAAGAAGAACCCGUGAGCGACCCCGAGGAGUCCAUGGACACGUCCGGUUCCGUCCCGAACGGAGCUCACAACGGCUACCCCUCAUCCGACUCCCCUAACAGAGAGCCCGGGGCCCCUCAGACUCCCACCCCGGAGCUCCGGGACUUUGUACGGAACACUUUCAGGAAACACCACGUGCUGUGCCUCAGCGAGGUGAAGCGGCUCUUCAACCUGCACCUGGCCAGCCUGCCCACGGGACACGGGCGCUUCGGACACGUGACUGACCGCAUGCUGCACGACACCGUCCUCCACUGCGACUGCAAACAGAUCCUAGUGCCUUUUCCCCCUCAGAGCAGCGCUAGUGCAGACGAACAGAAAGUCUACGGUCUAUGGGAGAGCGGUGAGACCUUCGAUAAGCACCGUCAGGUUCUGUUCGAGAUCUUUAUGAAGAACUACCGCGUGAGGAGGAACGUGAUUCAGUCGCGGCUCACGCAGGAACUCGGUGACGCCGUGACCAAGGCCGACGUGGACAAGCUGCUCAAGGAGUGCUGCACCAGUUUAGGAGGAAUGUGGUACCUGAAGGGCACCGUGCAGUCAUGACAGUAGUGCAACCAACCCGAGGUGCCCUGAACCCGAGGGGUCGUGCCAAUCGAACCCGUGUCCUGGUGAGUCCGGUGAGCUCUGCACGAGGAGACGAAGAGCCGAACCACGGAUCUCUCACUGAAAUCCCCCCCCCCCCCCCCCCCCGAGCUGAAUCAGAACCACCCCGGAGGACCCGGAGGUUCCUGCUGCUCCAGGACGCUUCAUUUCUCAUUUUUGGUUUUUUGUUUGUUGUUUUUUUGCCUUUCUGGACGUUUAACCGACGGUAACCAAACCAGAAGAUGUUAAAGAAACGUUCAGGAUCAUAAACGAUUGACGGUCGGUGCUGGACGUGGCUCAGAUCCUACACACGUCUUUAGUUCAUUAAUAAAAGAAAAUUCUGUUUGUUUUCUAAUCCAGGAGUAGAGUUCAUUAAUAAAGAUGACUGGACUGUAA
Trichomycterus rosablanca is the source of this 2728-nucleotide messenger RNA. It is a transcript of the gene polr3e, whose product is annotated as polymerase (RNA) III (DNA directed) polypeptide E. Gene Ontology annotation, cellular component: nucleus; RNA polymerase III complex. NCBI's taxonomy places the organism in Eukaryota, Metazoa, Chordata, Actinopteri, Siluriformes, Trichomycteridae. Gene Ontology annotation, biological process: tRNA transcription by RNA polymerase III. The transcript is spliced from 21 exons. The record is from RefSeq and is a predicted model, not a curated record. Bases 224 to 2293 code for a protein of 689 amino acids.